Messenger RNA from Closterium sp. Yama58-4, 465 nucleotides. The record is from the annotation of a GenBank genome assembly. Lineage: Eukaryota; Viridiplantae; Streptophyta; Zygnematophyceae; Desmidiales; Closteriaceae.
AUGGUCCACAACACGUGCGACAAGCUGAAGCAGCGAUACAUCGAGCACGGCGUCAACUACGCUGAGGAUAGUGAGUUGCUCACAGAGUUCAUGGAGAAGCACGGAGCGUGGGACAAGCGGGAGGUGACGGUCGAAGGCAUGGAUGGGGAGGGAAGUCCCGUCAAGCACACUUUCAAGCUGCACGAGGAAGCCAUCAAGGGUCAGAAGUCCAAAGGGGACCUUGAGUCUUGCAUCACUGUAACCCGUCAGUUUGCGCAGGAAGUUGUGAAGCACCUCCUAAAGCGGAUGGAGAGCCUAGACACCCUCGCCGGAGCGAAGCUUUUCCUGCCUGACGCGUACCCCGAGGGAAGCGCGAAGAGAGACCGCCUCUGCGCAUCCUGGUUCCAGUCUCUCCGCACGCUGUUCAGUGCGGAGAAGUGCGUACUUCCAGGUAAUCUGUGCGUCUCUGUGGUGCAUCUAUGUUAG